Amoebophrya sp. A25 is the source of this 378-nucleotide messenger RNA. The record is from the annotation of a GenBank genome assembly. Lineage: Eukaryota; Dinophyceae; Syndiniales; Amoebophryaceae.
AUGAUGAUGGAUGUUAUAAAAACCGGAUAUCUCAACUACUCAUUUUCGAUGGUGCAACAGAAACAGGUGACAUUGAAAAUGAGGAUAGAAGAUUGCAAGAAGCGGUCGAGGAGCUCAACUAUAUUCGCGGUCGGCAGCCAAACUCGCUUCGAGACAGGCCUUUCGUUCGGUAUGAUCGUGGUCAUCUGCAUGUCGUUUGAAUGCAUCGCUAGGUCGCUUGAAAGAGAUAUGGGGUUACCGGAGGGAGACUUGUUUCGAAAAAAACGAUUGAUGGCAGUUUCCUCCCAGUCCUCGGAUAAAUAUUGCGUUUUCAUAGUUCGUCACGAUGUAGAGGCUAACAUGAAUGCGUAUCCGCCAUUAUACAUCAUGGGAUUUUAA